Branchiostoma floridae (Florida lancelet) is the source of this 1778-nucleotide messenger RNA. Its product is annotated as sphingomyelin phosphodiesterase 5-like. The record is from RefSeq and is a predicted model, not a curated record. Bases 639 to 1301 code for a protein of 220 amino acids. NCBI's taxonomy places the organism in Eukaryota, Metazoa, Chordata, Leptocardii, Amphioxiformes, Branchiostomatidae. Gene Ontology annotation, molecular function: sphingomyelin phosphodiesterase activity. The transcript is spliced from 9 exons. Gene Ontology annotation, biological process: sphingomyelin metabolic process. Gene Ontology annotation, cellular component: cytoplasm.
AGGACGGUAUGGCAUCGCUUGUGGACAUGUUUGAAAAUUGGGGUUCUCCUCGUGAUGUUCCUAGUCUGCACUCCGCUGUCUAUAAUUGGCGCCAUCUUCCGGGUGACAUCCGGGCCCUUCAGACGACCGUUUUUGUAUCAGACCGCAAGCAGUCCUACAGAUAGGCGCACUGCAAACGAGGAAGCUCCAACUGACUUUACAGUAGCGACAGCUAACGUUUGCCUGUUACCGGAUUCACUGGCACGGAUCAACAACUUAUGUCACUCAAAAUGGAGGACCAUAGAAGUGGGGAAGCGCGUUGUCAAGUCACAGACACAACGAUCAGACAAACGUACCCUAGAUCCAUCCGGGUACGGUACAAGUGAGGAGUUCCAGUCGUCGGUAGACUCCACUUUCCCGCCGAAUGUAGACGUCUUCUGUUUCCAGGAAGUGUUUACUCCGACGCGUCACGAAGGCUGACUAAGGAGCUGCUGAAAUGUUACGGUUACGUCAUUUCUGACGUCGGAAUCUGCAGCUUUACUAACAAGUGGGGUUUGAACUCAGGACUUCUGAUUGCAAGCAAGUACCCAAUUCUGGCAGCAGAGUUCAAGCCGUUUAGAGUCAAAACCAAACAGGACGUCUAUGUUGCUAAAGGGCUGAUGAUGAUCAAGAUACAUCUUGGGACAAGCCAUGGUCGCGACGUUAUGGGCUAUGUUGCAACAACGCAUCUCCAGGCGUACCAAGGGACGCGGCCCGUCCAGACGACUCAGCUCACUCUGAUGCAAACCUGGUUACAAGAGUUCCGCCUGUCCACGAAAACUGGGAACGAGACGGUCGCCGUAGACGUGGUGUGUGGAGAUUUCAAUUUCGACAACAUGUCACCAGGGUACAAGAGCUCCUGGACCCACCCCUUCAUGGAUGUUUAUCAGGACGUGUGCAGUCUGCAGAAAGGGCGGGACAAGCCGUGGACAAUAGGUACAGAGAUGCGGCAGGUGGUUCUGUACGACGAGGCCAUCUCCACCCAUGGGCGAAUGGCGGCCACACUGAGGCAGCGGCACCUCCAGGGCAGGUACCUACUGGACGCUACCGUCAGAAAUCCCACAAUGGACAUGGUGUGGGAGGAGGAGAAGGCUGUGAGACACGAUGAGGACGAUGUGCCCGAGACGUCCGGCAGGGUGAGAGUGGACAAGGUGCUGUACAGGACCGACGCGCUAGGCGGCGGGUGUACCGUGACCCCUGUACGGUACCGUUCAGUGACGCACUUCGCGGGGCUGACGGACCACGUCUCCGUCUGUCUCACGUUUAGGAUGGGACGGAAGUGACGUGCACGUGACGCAACAUCAAACCCCCAAGAGGUUAUCAUUAUCAUGUUCACACGAUUUAUGGGGAAGGCAGGGCCAAUACCACAGAGAGGAAAUGUUGUACGUGUUCUAGCAAGUGGAAUUAAUAGUUCGAUGAGUAAAAUAUUUUCGUAGAGACAGAAUGUUAUAACAGGUUAGCAUACCUUGAUAUGUGCUACACACACAUGUGUACGGGUGUAGAACUCUAAAACAAACGAUAGUCAGGUUUCAGAGUUCAAAUAUAGAGAAGGCACAAACAAAUAAGAUCAAAGUGUCAUAACCAACGUCAUUGUCAGGAUUGUUAUGAUAUCCGUACGUGUGAUAUACAGUGCAAUUCUUCCUAAUUCUUCUGCGUGACCUCUUCAGGGACCCUUCUUUAAACAGAAGGUGAUCGACCAACAUCUCAGAGGUGUACAUCUCAUUAGUGUGUUGAGAAUGUUUACCAAACGUCAGUCUAUU